This is a messenger RNA of Molossus molossus (Pallas's mastiff bat), 2964 nucleotides long. RefSeq names its product spermatogenesis-associated protein 31D1-like. The record is from RefSeq and is a predicted model, not a curated record. NCBI's taxonomy places the organism in Eukaryota, Metazoa, Chordata, Mammalia, Chiroptera, Molossidae.
CAAGCCAAGAGGAGGAGGAGAGGUGAGAAACCGAAAGGUUUCCCAGGUUGCAGAUACCACCAGAGGGAAGAGGAAGAGAAAAAGAUACUGAUUUCUAUACUUAAAAGCUUUGUCCCUCCUGUCUCCUGCAGCCCCCUGGGCCAGCGUCAUGAUUCCGUCCACUUUCGUCAACUGUUAUGUCCAGACCCCUCCUGCAAAGUGUGUAAUAACGCAACCUUUGAGAUGGAUCAGCUGCUGUCCUCCUUGUCCCUGGAAGACACUGCUCCCUCUGUGUCCCCUUUGGCUUCGACAGCCCCUAUGACUGAGCCAUCGUUCACUUCAUCCCCUCCCUUCUCAGCAGUCCCUGCGGGAGACCUCACACCACCUCCUCUGCUCAAGACUUUACUAGCACCUCACUCUGUUCUCUCCCCUAACCCAGUGACACCUUUAGGUGCUUUUCCAACACUGUCACCACCAGUUCACUCUCUGCCACCAGCACCUUUUCCUUCUUUGGAAACUGAAUUCCCAGUGGACCAUUUUCCACCCCAACCCCUCACCUUUCCCUCUUUCCCACCACACAACACUCAGAAUGAGCAAACAACUCUGACCCUGAAUACCAUCUUUCUUGAGUCCUCCAUUAUCUAAGAUCUCAACUACUCCCCAGAUUUGGCCCAGACUUUGAGUCCCGCAGCCUCAGUGACUUAUCCCGUACCACAAACCUUGUCUGUUUCACCACCACCAAAACCCAGUUUAGCUGCUCCUCAACCUAAAUCUAUGUCCAUCUCAUCAAAACCUCCUGAGGAGUCAUCUCCGGACAGCACUGGUGCACUGUCCACUUCUGUCCCGCACGGCACUGACCACCCAAGCCUGUCAGUUCCAGACUGUUCCUGGAAGGAUGCUCGUGUCAGAGUCUCACUGCCUUCCACCUCGACACGACGUGACCCCAGUCAAGAUAAGGAGGUGGGGUAUGAGUCUGAGAAGGACCUAGACAGUUACAGGAUGGGUCUGUCGGGUGAAAAUUCAGUGGUGUCGGGGCAGAGUGUAAGACAGACACAACUGGAAAAUGCCCUGACAGUACAUUUGAGCAAGAAGCUUGAGGAAAUCAAUGUGGUUCAGCUCCCAGGGACUGUGCACAGUUCAUGGCAUAUUAUCCAGCAGACACUCUGUGCAAUCCCACACUCAGUGAAACGGAGAAGUCUGUCACCAUCAGAGGGUGGGGACUCCUGCCUGAGCACGUCCCAGGAGCUUUCCUCCCUGGAGUCCCGUGCACAGCAGAUGCUGGAAGCCCACAUUACCACGUUUACUCCGAGGGCGAUGUGGACUCUCCCAGCCAAAGUUCUUGAAUCCAUAGAGACCUUCAGAGAUACUUCCUCCCACUCCCUGUAUAAUUCUAAAUCAUCCUCAAAUAACCUGACUGCUGAGGUGGACCCCACAUCAGGGAGCUUCACGCCCCAGAGAGGAAGCUCUAAAACCCUGACUCCUCCUCCCCCUGCCACCUCACUUGUGGGCAAGGAAGGUCAGGGGCCCCUGAGACCGUCACCCUCCGACAUCCCCCAUGGGCUGGCAGAGGAGGGUCAGAGAACUGGAGGUGCCAGACACACUCUUCUGCCUGUCACAAACAGCAUCAUUGGCAAAGCGAGUCACAGACGUCCUCCAAGAGCCAACAUCUGCCCCCGAAAGCCGCCCACGCAGCAAGCCGGGGCGGCACACGAGCCAGUGGAUCAGAGCGUGAAUUCCGGUCAGGGCCAAAAGGUGAAGAAAUCAGAGCCUGUUCCCAUGCCCAGCGUGUCCAGGGCUGAGGAGCUCGAUGCUCUUCAACCCAAAACGAGUGAUGUCUUGACAGCCAGCAAGCCGGGAAUCUCCCAAAGGAUAAACGUGAAUGAGAGUCAAGGAACAACGACUGUGACCACUGAAAGCCUCCCAGCCAAAAUAUCAGCUCUCCCAGAUCCUAAAGAAGACUCAUUGCUGAGUCAAAGGCUACAUUGGAGAAAAAGGAUGAAUAGCCAGGCCUGAGGCCAACCCACGGACUUGUCCCAUGACUCAGACAUCUUGACUUACAAAGCCCCCCUGAGCCAUGCUCAGGGUGUCUCCAGGGUGCACAGAGCAGCUCCCCAGGAGCCACAUGUCCAUUGGGAGGACCGAGGACUCAGUGUGGAGAAGCAGCAGGAGCCUUGGGUCCCUAAGCAUGUCUCAAGGUUGUGCCAAGAGAAGAAUUUCCCACCAGCCACAAAGAGAGUGAGCCCCACAGGCUCCAAAUCAGAAGAGCUUGGCGGAGGGGAUGCAGGGUUGGGAACAUCCCAAGCAGGAAGGACGAGAUUGCAUGCUCAGGACCUGGCAUUAAAGGAGAGGCUUGGGAGCAAGUCUCCCCAGGCCCUAUCACAGAAGGGACAGUCACCUUCUGAAAGCUUUUUCAGAAAUAAAAUAACACUCUUUUCCCAUAAAGAUGCUGGGAUUAAAUGCAAACAGCAAGAAAAUCCAGGAAAAGGCAGCCCCAUAUUGUCUGCACAGAGCAGAGGCCCAGUUAUAAGUAGAGCAGACAUUGGGAAGUUCCUGGAGGAGAAACUGGGGCGUCAGCAAGCAAUAGGUGGCGCCUGCCCUCAAGAGCCCCUUCCCUCUACAGUGAAGUUUGGGGAAGCUCAGCAGAGCCUGACAGGGGCCGAGCCUGUCCAGUGGCAUCCCCUCAACUCCAGGGCUCCCUCCUGUAAAGUGAAAAAUGCCAAGUCCUGUCGCCCUGAGGAAAGACACCCUCAGAAAGCUGUGGUAUUAAAGGACCAGCUAUUGUCAGAAGCACCCCCAAUCAGUGCCCCUCGGGACUGUGCCCCGUCCAAGCUCCCCUGCAGCCUCCAGCUGCCCCGGCCUCCUGCUGCGCUCACCUCUGCUGAAGGCCCUGUUCAGAGACUCCCCUCUGGUGUGCAGGAGAAACUGCUUCUGCAGGAUUUGCAGAGGAAAGAAUUUCCCUCCCCAAAAUACUUCCUCCCUUGUUGA